UGCCACUGCUGUCUCUCGCAUUUCCAGCGUUUUGUGCUUGUCCUGCUCGACUACUCCGUGUGUAUAUUGCAGGAGGUCGCUUCCGCUCCUCCAUAACCCGACUCUGUGCCGUGCCAUAGUCGUGCCGUAGUUGUGUAGUAGAAAACAUGGCACUCAUAGGAGUCCGAGGGCGGGUAAGAAGAGAAACGUAAACCGAAAGUAGUGCAAAAAAUAAGGAAGCGUUGCAAGAAGUCAGAGGGAGCCAGCUGGUAAAGCUGGAGUAUUGGAAACACAUUUGAGAUCUUUUUCUAGUCCUUACAUGGGAUGUCGAUUCGCCUUCAUCGGGAGACGAGAGGAAACUGAGUGGAUUUUAAUGGCGAUAUUUUUCGUUAUAACUCCUCGAGAGAUGUAUGAAAUCGGAUGGAAUCGUCUUUUUCAUUUCAUCAUUGUACAUUUCCCGUUUCACAAUCAAUUUUUAUCUAAAGCCAAAAUAUUGCGGUUUAUUUUUAGUUCAAAACAAAGUUUGACUUUUCGUUUUUCGCUCAGACUUUCUAUGUGAGGUUAUGUUCCCCAAUUUUGACAGUACCGAAUUAAAUAUUUAACCUACACGCGUUUUGUAUGUUACUAUAUUCUUAAUUUAAGCCCGAAGAUAAAUUCUAAUCAAAAAUUAUGAAACGUGUCAACCCACAUCAAAAAAUGAAUUUUCGAGCUGACCUGACUUGGUAAUUAUCAACUCAAACACAAAAACACACCAAACUUGUGCUGCGCAGUGUUGUACGUCCCUUCAGGAUUGAAUAAAAUUAAAACCUUUGAUCGCACAGUGUAAAACAUGUAAUUAACAUGUGGAAACUAAUCACACAUGGUACAAAUUUAGGAAUUCACAGUUAACAGUUUAAUUGUUCUGAUGUCAUCAAAUCUAAAUUUUUGUUUUUCUAUUCUCUUGCUGUUAAAGAGCAAUUAAAAUUCGGUAAUUACGCAAUUAUUUUGUAAACGCCGAACUCACGCGAUCGCAAAUAUUCAAAUGCCUGACCUAUUUUUUCUUCUUGACUUAAUUUUUAGUUUUUACUUCAAUCCACACACCAAUUACACAUAGCACUCAGGUCAGGUCAUGAUGAAUUUAUUCAAGUGAUCAUUUAACACUCACUAAACUUGAAUUAAACGCCUGCGAUUAGUGCAAAUUGCAAAUUAAUCCGUAAGUUUAAUUAGUUAUUAAAAUCCCCCUUUCACGCAUCAGCUAUGAUUAAGUUGAGAGAAGCAAAAUAAUAAAUAGGUCGACUUUUUCUUAAAGAAAGUUAAUAACAUUAUUCUAGGUGCUAGCAGUAGCAAAUCUCUUGCGAAUGUUCCGAAUGUAUUUAAAUAUAUUGCGGCUUGAGUAUUGGCUGACACCGGAGAUACUGUACUCUACACCUACUUAAAACAAAUCGAAAUUUACAGUUAGGAUCGAAGUCGGUGCACGAAUCUUUAAAGAUUCCGUAAUUCGGUAUCGAUUCACCAUUCGUUCGACGCGUCGCACUUGGAAUACUUACUUGCUCAACACUCCAGAGUUGAGAUUACUAAACUCAGGAUAUAUUCGCUUCGUUUAAUCACGACGCGUCUUGAAAUCCACGGAAAUUGACUCCGGUGUUGUGUGUUUCCGGUUUAAUUUAAAUCUAUUACAAAAAUGAUUAAAUUUGCAAGCGCGAUUUGUGUGUUGAUGAUUUAUUUCGUGAAUGUUCAAUCAACUGUUAUUUACAACAAUGGUAUAAACCGGUAUCCGGAUUCAUUCUAUCCGUCCGGAAUUGGUGGAAACUUGCACGACAAUCGCCGCAAGUGUCCUUUGUGCGACUCCUCCGUGUAUUCAUACUGCAGCGACAAAUUAUUUCACGAUUCUUGCUGCUGCUACAAACCGACUAAUCCUUACGAUCGCCUCCCCUACGAAUGUCAAUACGCUGACUGCAAUUUCCUGCACGCCAACUCCUGCAAGGAGCAUGAACUCAUCACGGCGUGCUGUUGCACCAAUUUCUACUUCCACAAGAGGAAAUGAGCGGCCGUCGCACCAGAGUGAC
Dalotia coriaria is the source of this 2024-nucleotide messenger RNA. RefSeq lists its product as uncharacterized. Lineage: Eukaryota; Metazoa; Arthropoda; Insecta; Coleoptera; Staphylinidae. Bases 1640 to 2002 code for a protein of 120 amino acids. The record is from RefSeq and is a predicted model, not a curated record. The transcript is spliced from 3 exons.